AUGUCUACCAACUUAAAGGAGGAGGAGGAAAAGGCCGCGCUGAUCGACACGUCGGUGCGUGCUUGGACCUUGGAACAUUUCGGCGAAUGUGGGAACGUGAAGCACAGGUUCAAGCGUGAUCAUCCCGGAGUCAAAGACUAUACCGAUGAAGAUAUGAAUCAGCGCUUCCUUCUCUGUUCGACAAGUUUCAAGAAGAUGCUUAUUCGCAGGAUGAUGAAACAUUAUGACGAUGGCAUCUGUAUCUCAGAUAGAGAUUAUAAUGUGUUGGCUAGCGACGGCACUACGGAUGGCUACGGCACUACGGAUGGCUACGGCACUACGGACAGCGACGACACUACGGAUAGUGGUGAUGAGGAGGAGGACGACGACGACGAAGAGGAGGUGGAUGACGACGAUGUUGAGCAAAAUGACGAGACUAAGGAACAGGAGGAGAAGGUCGAGUCAGAGAGAGACACUCACUGA
Messenger RNA from Pseudogymnoascus destructans, 462 nucleotides. RefSeq lists its product as uncharacterized. The transcript is spliced from 5 exons. NCBI's taxonomy places the organism in Eukaryota, Fungi, Ascomycota, Leotiomycetes, Thelebolales, Thelebolaceae. The record is from RefSeq and is a predicted model, not a curated record. The coding region runs from base 1 to 462 and encodes 153 amino acids.